Thamnophis elegans (Western terrestrial garter snake) is the source of this 941-nucleotide messenger RNA. RefSeq names its product transmembrane protein 128 (gene TMEM128). Lineage: Eukaryota; Metazoa; Chordata; Lepidosauria; Squamata; Natricidae. The record is from RefSeq and is a predicted model, not a curated record.
CUCCUUUCGUCGCUCCAAGAUGGCGGAUGACAGCGAAGUAGAGCUGUUGGUCCGCCGGCGGCGAGGACUAGGGAGCAGCCAUGGACCGGAACAGGACAGCAGGACAGCGGUUCCAGGUACAAGCGUGGAGAAAAAGGAUAAGCCUCUCCCUAGGCUUAACAUUCAUUCUGCAUUUUGGAUAUUGUCAUCGAUAGCUAUUACAUAUUAUGUUGAAUUUUUUAAAAAUGUUAAGGAAAUUAUUCAAAAAGAAAGUGGAUGGUUUGUCCUUGGCAGUUGUUUAUUAGCAGUCAGUCUGUCAGUGGCAUUUUACUGCAUCAUAUUCGAAUGGUAUCAUGGAAUUGCUGACUAUGAAACUAGCUAUCCCACACUCGUUCUCACAACUGCUAGCUUUAUUGCUGCAGCAGUUUGUUUUAACAUUUCCUUAUGGCCUGUGUGGUCAUUUCUGACACCUCCGGUGCUCUUCAUCCAGUUUAUGGGUAUAGUCAUGCUUGUGUCCCUUUUGGGCUAGACCUUUCAGGUUCUUUCUACUCUUGAUGUAAGAGUGAAUUGUCUGGAUUAAAUCAUUCUCCCCAUUUUGAAGUUUGGGGCAACACCUGCUUUCUGCCAUUUCAACUUCAGAUGGAAUACAUAAGGAUCAGCAAGACAGUCAUCAAAUUUCUUCAGUACUGUAGAAAGGAAGAUUUAAUUAGAAGUACAUAGAGAAAACUUCAUUUUUUGUUCCUCAUUCUGUUCUUCACCAUUUCUUGUUGAGCAAUACUGAACCAUUUGCAUUCUAAAAAAGAUACCAAAAGCUGGUUUAAACAAAAUGCUAUUUGUUUGUAGGCUGAACUGCCAGCUGGCAGAAUUUGAAGACCAAACCUGCAGGUAAUAAAGUUUGGACAGUCUAAAAUCUCACCUUCACUGAGCAAAGCAGUUGAACUAAAAUAUGGUUAUGAAAUUAA